UGCAGCCCUAUCUGUGCUUCCUACGAUCUUCGCAAGCAGGCCUUGUAUGGUGACCUAUCAAGGUACAUAUGCUGCAACGGUAACUGUCCUUGCUCGGGCCGCCUCAACGAGAGCCAAUGCCCGGCCUUCUGCCUGUGCCUGGAGGCAUGGUGCUGCUUUGGCCAGAGCGUUGCCACCACCCGCUGGAUGAUCCAGGAUGAGCUCCAGGUGGAGACCACCAAGUGCGACCACUGCAUCAUCGGCACGAUGAUCUUCCUGCAGUACCUUAGCUGUGUGUGCCACAUCCUGGCCUGCUUCUUCAGCGAGCUGCGGGACGCGGCCCAGAUCGUUGAUCUGCUGGCGGACUUCACGUGGUGCACGUGA
This is a messenger RNA of Volvox carteri f. nagariensis, 363 nucleotides long. RefSeq lists its product as uncharacterized. NCBI's taxonomy places the organism in Eukaryota, Viridiplantae, Chlorophyta, Chlorophyceae, Chlamydomonadales, Volvocaceae. The transcript has 5 exons. The annotation marks the transcript as partial. The record is from RefSeq and is a predicted model, not a curated record.